AUGAUAGUUGGACUCAAUGUGGCAAUCAGUGAUUUGGGUAGCGAAGUCCUUUCUACUGUUUCCAGUUUGAAGGCUAAUGCUACUAUCAGGCGUUGCGUUUUGCUGUUCGCCACAGUUCUUGUUACUCCUUUUUGCUUUUUUCGGCGCGUGGAUUUUCUUAGUGCUACCAGCUCGGUAGCAGUCAUUAUUUACAGUAUCUUUCUUUUAGAUCUGAUGUUAGCCUAUGCAGUUCCGAAAGUCUUGUCCAAGCACUUCUCCUUGGAGUAUUUCCGUUUUUGGCGACCGGAAGGCUUGGUGCGUUGUGUGCCCAUUAUCGCGAGCUCUCUCUGUUGCCAGGUUCAAGUGAGUACAAUCUACACGAGUUUAAAGAAUCCCCCUCUUGUCAUCAUGAAAAAAGUCCUAAUCCACGCCCUCUCCUUCAUUUUCAUCUACUACUCUGUGGCUGGUCUGAUGGGCUACAUAGCAUUUUACCAUGGUUUGAACGAGACAUUACCCGGUGACAUGCUGGCCAGUUACCCCGAGGACCACCGAGCAGUUCACAUCCGUUUGGGCUUUCUCUACACAGUCGCUGCUUCUCUUCCCCUUCUCCUCUUUCCUUUGCGCACUGCCUUGCACAGUCUGCUAUUCGAGGAGGCUGUGGUUGAAGAAGGACCUCUCCAUGCGGACGCCUCCCCGACUAUUCCAAACAUGCGAUUUUGCUGGCUAACUGGCGGUGUCAUAUUCCUGUCAGUCGUUGCCAGUCAAACUACUGACAAGGUGGAGGUGAUACUGACCUACACGGGCGGAUUUGCGGGUGGAGCAAGCUGUUACCUCCUCCCAGCCCUCAUCGGGGCGCGUGCGGUUGGCGGAGGUUCAGACGGUCGGCGAAGACAGCUGGCAAGGAAGCUGAUCAUUCAUCUCCUCUAUUUUCUCGGUGCUAUGGUCCUCCUAAGCCCCGCUCUCACUUUUCUCGGCGUGGACACUUGA
This is a messenger RNA of Echinococcus granulosus, 966 nucleotides long. RefSeq names its product Putative sodium-coupled neutral amino acid transporter. The record is from RefSeq and is a predicted model, not a curated record. The transcript has 7 exons. Gene Ontology annotation, biological process: amino acid transmembrane transport. Gene Ontology annotation, molecular function: amino acid transmembrane transporter activity. Bases 1 to 966 code for a protein of 321 amino acids. NCBI's taxonomy places the organism in Eukaryota, Metazoa, Platyhelminthes, Cestoda, Cyclophyllidea, Taeniidae.